AUGUCUGCGAGCACACACUUGGAUGUCAUCGUUGUCGGAGGAGGGAUUGCCGGAUUGACCGCAGCCUUGGCCUUGCGCAGGGAAGGCCAUACCGUCACCGUCGUCGAGUCGUCCUCGUGGCUGCGCGAGGCCGGUGCUGCGGUUGCUGUUCCGCCCAAUGCCACGCGCGCGCUGAUGAACCUUGGCAUCGACCUCGAGAAAGACGUCAAGGCCGCCCCGUUCAAGAACUCGCUCGAGUAUCAUUUCACCACCGACAAGCCGCCCAAGUUUGGCGAGGGUGGAGAUGGGCACCAGAUCCCGUGGGCACGGAGGGCUGAGGAUUUCCCAGGCCUGUUUUACCUCGCUCACAGAGUCGACCUGCACGAGGCCCUCAAGAGGAAAUGCGUCAGCUCGGAUGGUCCUGGAGAGCCUGUCAGUGUGCUCUUGUCGUCGAGAGUCGUUGCCUGGAACCCCGUGGGGAGUAUCAAGCUCCAGAAUGGAGACGAAUUGUUCGCCGACCUCAUCGUUGCCGCGGACGGGAUACAUUCUGUGGCCCACGAAGCGAUCCUAGGCCACAUGGUUCCCGCCACACCCAGCGGGCUCACCACCAUGCGAUUUGUGCUCAAGACCGAGAGCUUGCUCAGCAACCCCAUGACCGCACAGAUAAUGGACGAUGGUGACGGUUGUUUUGCCUUUUAUAUCGAUGCGGAUCGCAAGAUAUAUCUGCUUCGUUACCCUUGCCAUAAUAAUGAAUUGCAGAACUUCGGAGCCUACGGAGUAACGGAAAACGGAAAGGUACUGCCGACUUUGACUGGCGAACAGCUCAGCAGAGAUGCCUUGCUUGAGAGACUUAGCGUUCUGCCUCCGGUGUUCCAGGCCAUCGGUAACAUGGCAGAAGACAAGGUCUGGGACUGGAAAAUCGGAGACCGCGAGCCGAUCCCAACAUAUUACCACAACAGGCUGGUCCUGGUUGGCGACGCGGCCCACCCGAUGUUCCCGCGGCAAGGUCAAGGUGCAGCUCAGUCAAUUGAAGAUGGAGCAACUCUCGGGCUCCUCAUGAGUGGACUCCAGAGCAAGUCUGAUGUGACGAACCGUCUGAUGCUGAAUGAUGAGUUGCGCGUACGACGAACGUCCAUCGUUCAACUGUUGUCCCGGACUCGUUUGGGUGCAGUUGAAGAUGGUGUGAUUCUACCAGAUGAACUUGUUCAGCUGUUCUCCCCAGAGCCUGCUCCCGUCAAUCAAGCACAGAUUACAAAGUUUCUUUGGUCGUAUGACUACUUGGAACACACGCAGUCUCUGUUGGACAGCUACGUCCUGGUCACAGAACCGCUCCGUAUGGUCAAUGGAGGAACGCCAAUCAGCUAUGAGAGCAAUGCCCCUGUGUAUGUGGACUGUCCCGACGGCCAGCAAUGGAUUCGCCCAGCCAAAGGGUUGUCUUUUCAAGAGGAAGCUUGGGUUCGAGGACGCAAAUCCGUUGUGUUGGACGCCUUUAGUGCAUAUCUCCAGAGGGUCAACAUCACCGGCCUCGAUGUCCCUGCGCUGGUCAAUGCAAUGAAAAGCCACAACAACUCAGGCGUCCCAGUAAUUUCAAUGGCCAUCAGUGGAGGCGGUUGGUUGUCAGCAAACACUGGCGUAGGAGUCUUGCGCGCCUUUGACGCCCGCUUCCCGGACGCAAUUGACCAACGCACCGGGGGACUCCUCCAGAGUAUGACAUAUGUUGCAGGGUUGUCUGGUGGAGCGUGGCCUACCAUGUCUCUGGCGACGUACAAUUUUCCUUCGAUUAACGAUCUGGUUGCCGACUGGCGCCCAGAUAUCGACCGCUUGAUCAAUCCGCCCAACAACUCCAUCUACGCGGCAAAUGCCACUUCCCUCUUCACCGAUGUCGCGAUCAAGCAGGCGGCAGGGUUCAAUGUGAGCGUGGCCGACUAUCUUGGCCGAGCUUUCGCAUACGAGUUUACGCCUCCGCCACACGGCGGCAUCAAUGUCACGCUCUCCGGAGUCCGGGACCUGAGCAACUUCCAGAACUUCUCGAUGCCAAUGCCCAUCUUCCAAGCUGUUCGGCUGACUGAUGACGACGUCAAAUUCUAUGGCGUGGAAGUCCCCUACUCAAACAGCAGCAUAUUCGAACUGACCCCAUUUGAGUACGGUUCCUCCACCGGUUCCGCUGGUCUCGCCACUGGGUUCACACCCAUGGAGUUCAUGGGUACUGAGCUUCGAAAUGGUACCGUGACCAACAGUUCCGCAUGUGUGAGGGGCUACGAUAGAGCCAGUUUCAUUCUUAGCCUGGCAGCCGGGGCAUUCAACUUCUGGUAUAUAGGCGCAAAAUCCAAUGGGACACUCGCGCAGUUUCCGAAACGGUCACUUACCACCGCCCAUUCUCUGGGAAAACGCGACGUUAUUUUCCCUGCCGCUGAGGUCAACGGCUUGGUCGAGGCCUUUGAACAAGACCUCAACUUGUCCUUCACCGACACCAUGUAUGCCACGCUUCCGAAUCCUUUCGCCGGCCUGCCAUAUAGAGGGGGUGUGAAAGGCACAGAACCACCUAGCCUCUCCCUGGCUGAUGGAUCAGAAGAUGGACAAGCCCUUCCAUUCUGGCCCUUGAUUCAGCCCGCUCGGCAAUCUGAUUUCAUUAUUGCUUGGGACAAUAAUGGCGAUCAAGCUCCCUUCCAGUGGAACAACGGGACAAACAUCUACAACAGUUAUAUUCAAGCACGUCGAUACAGUCUUCCGUUCCCAGAGAUCCCUCCGCCGGCAACCUUCCUGAAGCGAAACUACACCCUGAAACCUGUCUUUUUCGGCUGCAACACCGAGUACACUACGACACGCGACCUCUCGAGCCCAAUCGUCAUGUACCUCGCCGGUGCCCCGUACAGCGCAUAUACAAACUAUACAUGGUUCAAGAACCAGUUCACGCCGGUGCAGAUGCAGGAGAUCCUGGUCAAUUCCAUGGACAUCGUGACGCAGGGAAACGGGACCCUCGAUGCGCAAGUCGCCCAGUGUAUCGGUUGCGCAGCCAUUGACCGAUCCCUGAGCAAGUUGGGCAAAUCCCGCCCGGCGCAGUGCGAGUCCUGCAUGCAGCAGUAUUGUUGGGACGGGACCUACGCAGACGAGGCCAAUGUCCCCGUUCUCGAUCCGAGCCUGAUUCUAGACCCUAGCAUGAGCUAUGCAGAGUGGAACCGGACUCAUGGAUGGGAUUGA
This is a messenger RNA of Cladophialophora immunda, 3177 nucleotides long. RefSeq lists its product as uncharacterized. Gene Ontology annotation, molecular function: A2-type glycerophospholipase activity; FAD binding. Gene Ontology annotation, biological process: glycerophospholipid catabolic process. The record is from RefSeq and is a predicted model, not a curated record. The transcript has 8 exons. Gene Ontology annotation, cellular component: cytosol. Lineage: Eukaryota; Fungi; Ascomycota; Eurotiomycetes; Chaetothyriales; Herpotrichiellaceae. The coding region runs from base 1 to 3177 and encodes 1058 amino acids.